Molecule: messenger RNA, 1318 nt
Organism: Coccidioides immitis RS
Lineage: Eukaryota; Fungi; Ascomycota; Eurotiomycetes; Onygenales; Onygenaceae
Product: small GTP-binding protein
Exons: 3
Coding region: 427-1176 (249 amino acids)
Biological process (GO): signal transduction
Cellular component (GO): plasma membrane
Molecular function (GO): GDP binding; GTPase activity; GTP binding
Source: RefSeq, a predicted model, not a curated record
CUUGAAUCCUCUCAUUUUCGCCAAUUCCCUCUUUUAUCCGUUUGCUGCAACCGUCGACUCGUUCGGAAAAGAAAAGAAUCGCCUUUCUUUUUUGAGGAGUCCGUCUUUGCUGUGUGUAACCUCUUGAAGGUAUUCUUUCGCUGCUGGUGCCGAGGGUAGGUUCUCUUCCCGUUUGCUAUGCUUUCACCCGGCCCUGCAUUCCAGGAUCAAUCACCAUCUGCAGCUCCCUGAGAUAGAUCGAUCAUUUAUCGCCGCUACCCUAGGUCCUCGUACAAAUCACACACCCUUCAAUCGUUGCAAAAUUUAGUCGAGAGAAUUUCGGCUUCCAACUUCGAGUAUCAGUGUUUGCUGUGGUUUGACGGGGCCCUCUUCUCAUCGAUCCUUCCUUAAUUCCUUCGCUACAGUGAACAGAAAGCCGUUGCAGCCAUGACAGGAAAAAUGAAGUUAUAUAAGUUGGUGGUGUUGGGAGACGGAGGUGUUGGGAAGACAGCACUUACAAUUCAGCUGUGUUUGAAUCACUUCGUCGAAACAUAUGAUCCCACCAUCGAGGAUUCCUAUAGAAAGCAAGUCGUGAUCGAUCAGCAACUAUGCAUGCUGGAGGUACUGGACACGGCCGGUCAAGAGGAGUAUACGUCGCUGCGUGACCAGUGGAUUAGAGAUGGCGAGGGCUUCGUUCUCGUGUACAGCAUUACAUCCCGGUCUUCGUUCACCAGCAUACAGAAAUUCUACAACCAAAUCCAGCUUGUGAAGGAAUCCGCGAGCUCCGGCUCACCAACUGGCGCCGGCUACCUCUCAUCCCAGAUGAAUGGCUCCAAUUCAGGGCCACCCCAGCCCGUCCCCGUCAUGCUGGUCGGAAACAAGUGUGAUAAAGCAGUUGAGCGGGCUGUUUCCUCGCAGGAAGGGUACGGGCUGGCAAGGGACCUUGGCUGCGAAUUCGUUGAGGCCUCCGCCAAGAACUGCAUUAACGUUGAGAAAGCGUUUUUCGACGUUGUGCGACUCCUCCGACAACAGCAGCAACAGCACCAAUUUCAGCAAACUCAGCACUCUACACGGCAUCUAGACAGGCGAGGCACCGCAUAUGGUGCUGCAUGCGCACCCACUGGCGCCAAAUAUACGAGGUCCUUUGGGACAAACCGCAAGGAGACCCGCAGUGGCUUGAAGUGCAGGAUCUUUUGAUUGCUUGACUCCCGGCACUUCCAUUAAUAGUUAUACUACCAUCCCGACUCCCUAGUCCUUCGUGGUCGCCUCGCUUCCCCCUCCCCCCUUUUGCUACUUAAAAAAAAAGGAAAAAAAGAAAAGGAACCAAAACCAAAAAAAA